AAGCGCGUCACGUGAUGACUAGCCCCGCCUCUUCCUCUCGGUCCCAUAUUGAACUCGAGUUGGAAGAGGCGAGUCCGGUCUCAAAAUGGAGGUAAAACCGCCGCCCGGUCGCCCCCAGCCCGACUCCGGCCGUCGCCGCCGCCGCCGGGGGGAGGAGGGCCAUGAUCCAAAGGAACCAGAGCAGUUAAGAAAACUGUUUAUUGGUGGUUUGAGCUUUGAAACUACAGAUGAUAGUUUAAGAGAACAUUUUGAAAAAUGGGGCACACUUACAGAUUGUGUGGUGAUGAGAGACCCCCAAACAAAACGUUCCAGGGGUUUUGGUUUUGUGACUUACUCUUGUGUGGAGGAGGUGGAUGCAGCAAUGUGUGCUCGACCACACAAGGUUGAUGGGCGUGUAGUGGAACCAAAGAGAGCUGUUUCUAGAGAGGAUUCUGUAAAGCCUGGUGCCCAUCUAACUGUGAAGAAAAUUUUUGUCGGUGGUAUUAAAGAAGAUACAGAAGAAUAUAAUUUGAGAGACUACUUUGAAAAGUAUGGCAAGAUUGAAACCAUAGAAGUUAUGGAGGACAGGCAGAGUGGAAAAAAGAGAGGAUUUGCUUUUGUAACUUUUGAUGAUCAUGAUACAGUUGAUAAAAUUGUUGUUCAGAAAUACCACACUAUUAAUGGGCAUAAUUGUGAAGUGAAAAAGGCCCUUUCUAAACAAGAAAUGCAGUCUGCUGGAUCGCAAAGAGGUCGUGGAGGUGGAUCUGGCAACUUUAUGGGUCGUGGAGGAAACUUUGGAGGUGGUGGUAACUUUGGCCGCGGUGGAAACUUUGGUGGAAGAGGAGGCUAUGGUGGUGGAGGUGGUGGCAGCAGAGGUAGUUAUGGAGGAGGUGAUGGUGGAUAUAAUGGAUUUGGAGGUGAUGGUGGCAACUAUGGUGGUGGUCCUGGUUAUAGUAGUAGAGGAGGCUAUGGUGGCGGUGGACCAGGAUAUGGAAACCAAGGAGGUGGAUAUGGUGGCGGUGGUGGAGGAUAUGAUGGUUACAAUGAAGGAGGAAAUUUUGGAGGUGGUAACUAUGGUGGUGGUGGGAACUAUAAUGAUUUUGGAAAUUAUAGUGGACAACAGCAAUCAAAUUAUGGACCCAUGAAGGGGGGCAGUUUUGGUGGAAGAAGCUCGGGCAGUCCCUAUGGUGGUGGUUAUGGAUCUGGUGGUGGAAGUGGUGGAUAUGGUAGCAGAAGGUUCUAAAAAUUUUCAGAAGAAAAGGGUUGAAUGAGAACCCUACUUGCCUAAAUGAGGAAUGUCUUUCCUACCAUCUUAUAUACGAAGGUUUCUGGCUGGGUAAGGUUUGUAGCUCACAGUAAAAGCUCAUGACACCAUUUGUUUCCCUACAAACUUAUAUGACAUAUUUUGAAACUAUUAGGUACAUUGGCAAAAUUACUCAGCUGAAUACUUUAUUUCAGAACCAGAUCCAACAUUUUAGAACCACAUCCAACAAACACAUUUUAAACAGUUUCAGGCCCUGCAACAGCCAUGAAUAUUUAUUUUGAGUCAGAUGUGGCCCCAUAUAUACAAUUCAUUGUUGGUGUGUUUAGGGUAAAGUUGAUUUUUGAUGAGUAACCUUAAAUUUUGUGAAGUUUUUGUAAUAAGCAUGACACUUGUAACAGAAGCAUUAAGCUGCUAAUCCUUAUUCCAUGAAAAACACCUUAGAAUGAACUUUCAAAAUUGUCAGGUGAUAGAAGAAUGGUCUUCAUUCAAGUGGCCUCAUAAAGUUCUCUUGCAUAUAAAUCCAGGGAAUUACUUGAACUAAUAGGAUACAUUUUGGUUCUUUUGUGUUUUAAUCAGUUAACCAGAAGUAGUGGGGGACCUAAUUGCGCUAAUACUCCCUUAAAAGAUUUCCCAAAGAGUAAUUAAAAUAUUAAUUACUAUUUAAAUCAGUUGCUGAUCAUUCAUAAGGGCUAUUAUCACUGUCCCAAAGGGCUUAUUAAAAAUUUGAGAAUUUGAGGGGUGCUUGGCUGGCUCAGUUUGUAUAGCAUGCAACUCGAUCAUGGGGACAUGGGUGAGUUCAAGCCUCAUGUUGGACUUCAGAAAAAUUGAGAUUUGAUGUUUAUGUACUUGAAAAAAACUUGGGGGACAGGCUUUUAAAACAGUUUCUAAAUUACAAAGUUAAUACAUAGGUGUAGUUUUAGUUUAUUCUCAAAAUGGUUGGCUGUUUCCUCCAACUAAAUCAGGACUAAAUUUCCACACAUCAUCAUAAAAAUGAAGUGUUGAAGAAGAUAAUAGUCUUCUAAUGAUAAAUUUUCUUUUAGUGUGAAGCAAAUUAACCAAGAUAGGUAAUAUUCUUUACAGUCCAUCUCCUUUCUUUUGAAAUAAAAUGAUUUUAUUUAAAUGUAGUUCCACUGUCAUUUCUGAAAAAUGUGCUCUUUAGUCAUAGCACCAGUAAGCCAAAUAAGGAAGUUCUAGAAGGGGGAAAAUGGUUGAGCCAGGCUUUGUAACAGAUUUUUGUCAAACCAACUUACAGGUUAUUGCUUCCCACACUACAUUAAAAAAAAAAAAAUGCCUGAUAGACACUCAAGUUCUAAAAAAGAAAAUUUGGUACUAAAGAUCAUUUGUUAAGGAACCGAACGGUUGGAAUAGGCUUGGUUUUAAGAGUUCUGGUAUGUCACAACUUGAAACAUUUCUAAUGAAGGGACAGUAUCGGAGUUCCAAUAAUUGAAUGUCACAAAUAGGUGAAUAAGCAAGUUAAUGGCAGGGGUAAUGAAAGGAUUGUUAGCCUAUAUAAUACUCAAGAUUACUUUUAAAUUUCAAUGUUUUAUCCUGAUUUUUAAGACUUAAGAGGUGGUCUGUAAUGGAUUCAAAUGUUUCAUUUGUAGUAUUAAUGAAAUGUUUACAGAAAGAUAACUUUUUCAUUAAAAUAUUUUUAGAAA
Molecule: messenger RNA, 2901 nt
Organism: Prionailurus viverrinus (fishing cat)
Lineage: Eukaryota; Metazoa; Chordata; Mammalia; Carnivora; Felidae
Gene: HNRNPA3
Product: heterogeneous nuclear ribonucleoprotein A3
Exons: 11
Coding region: 86-1222 (378 amino acids)
Molecular function (GO): RNA binding
Source: RefSeq, a predicted model, not a curated record